Vanderwaltozyma polyspora DSM 70294 is the source of this 1161-nucleotide messenger RNA. Its product is annotated as S8 family peptidase. The record is from RefSeq and is a predicted model, not a curated record. Gene Ontology annotation, biological process: proteolysis. The transcript has a single exon. Lineage: Eukaryota; Fungi; Ascomycota; Saccharomycetes; Saccharomycetales; Saccharomycetaceae. Gene Ontology annotation, molecular function: serine-type endopeptidase activity. The coding region runs from base 1 to 1161 and encodes 386 amino acids.
AUGAUGAAAUCGACUGCGUUUACUGUGACAGGAUUGUUCUGUUGGUCGAUAUUGGGAUUAGCGACAGCUCAUGAAUAUGUUGUACAAUUGACGUCUGAAACGUCUUUAAAUUCAUUUUUAGAGAGUAACUCUUUGAAUAAUUUGGAUGAGCCAGUUGACAAGAUCGUUAUUGGAAGUGAUUUUCACGGGUUUUCAGGUGAAUUUGAAGAUGAGGUAAUGUCUGAAUUGUAUGGCGACCCUAGGGUAGCUUCGAUUUCUAUUGAUAGAAUGCUUUAUUUACAAGAAUACUUGAGACAGAAUGACGCACCAGAACAUUUAGCAAGGUUAUCUAAUGGUGUUUCUAAUUCUAGGGUAAGUGCCAAAAACGAAAAUGCAUUUAUUUUCCAUUCUCAUGCGGGGAUUGGUGUAGAUGUAUACAUUGUCGAUUCAGGAAUUGAUAGCCAACAUCCUGCUUUUAUGAAUAGACAUAUAAGUAAAUUGAUCGAUUUAACGGAUAAUCCAAUUCCUGUUGGCGAUCCACAUGGUCAUGGUACUGCUAUUGCAGGUUUAGUGACAUCUGAUACUUUUGGAGUAAUGAAAAAGGCAAAUUUAUUUGAUGUCAGAGUUGUCGAUGCCGAAUCAAACGGCGUGAAAUUGUCAAAACUAUUGAAAUCAUUGGAAUUUAUUGAAAACCAUUCUAGAGCUACAAUGAGACCAUCUGUUGCGGUUUUACCAUUUUCAAUGAGCAAAAAUGCAAUUUUAAAUUCUGCAAUUGAAAGUAUGCCAAAUUCAAUUGCCAUUGUUGUACCUGCAGGUAACCAACAUCAUAUGGCUUGUAAUUUCAGUCCAGCAAGUGCAAGAAACUCACAAAGCAUCUUAUCUGUUGGUUCAUUAGAUUACAGGAGUAGCAUUGAAAUUGCGUCAUUUUCAAACUAUGGCGAAUGUGUAGACGUGUUCACCUCUGGUGUACAAAUGGAUACAUUACAUGCAACUACAAAUUCUGACGAAAAUUAUAUCAGCAAAGUUUCAGGUACGUCAAUGAGCUGUGCCAUUGCUGCAGGUACAGUUGGUUACUAUAUGUCACUUGGCUUAUCAAGUGUAGAAGCAAUCGAAAAAAUAAAAUCGGCAAAGGAAAUCCUAGUCUCAGGGGAAGCAAUCAAAGAGCUCAAAUUAACACUAUAA